AUGGCGCGGCGGCCGGGCGUGCCGUGCCCGUGCUUCAGCCGGCUGCUGUGCCUGUGCCUGCUGCUGUGCCUGCCCGUGUGCCUGGCGCGCCCGCCCGCCCCGCACCUCGUGCUGGUGCUGGCCGAUGACCUGGGCUGGGGCGACGUGGGCUGGCACGGCUCUGCCGUCCGCACGCCGCGGCUGGACGCGCUGGGGGCGGGCGGCGUGCGGCUGGAGCGCUACUACACCCAGCCGCUGUGCACGCCGUCCCGCAGCCAGCUCCUCUCGGGCCGCUACCAGAUCCACACAGGUUUACAACACCAGAUAAUUUGGCCGUGCCAGCCCAGCUGUCUGCCCCUGGAUGAGAAACUCCUCCCAGAGCUCCUUCAAGAGGCGGGAUAUGUUACUCACAUGGUGGGGAAGUGGCAUUUGGGGAUGUACAGAAAAGAAUGCCUUCCUACCCGCAGAGGAUUUGACACUUACUUUGGCUAUCUCCUGGGCAGUGAGGAUUAUUAUACUCACGACCGCUGUGUCCUCAUCAAAGCAAGGAAUGUGACGCGCUGUGCUCUGGACUUCCGAGAUGGAGAAGAAGUUGCAACUGGUUUUAAAAAUGUGUAUUCCACAAAUUUAUUCACAGAAAGAGCUAUAGAUCUUAUAGCCAAUCACAAAACUGAGAAGCCCCUCUUUCUCUAUCUCGCCUUUCAGUCUGUGCAUGAACCUCUUGAGGUCCCUGAAGAGUACACGAAACCAUAUUCUUCCAUAAAAGAUGUAAAGAGACGCCAUUAUGCAGGAAUGGUGACUCUCAUGGAUGAAGCGGUAGGAAAUCUUACUGACGCUCUGAAAACACAUGGUCUUUGGGACAACACGGUUUUUGUUUUCUCUACUGAUAAUGGAGGACAAACUUUAGCAGGGGGGAAUAACUGGCCACUGAGAGGGAGAAAAUGGACCCUCUGGGAAGGAGGAGUGAGAGGUGUAGGCUUUGUGGCAAGUCCUUUGCUGAAACGAAAAGGUGUAGAAAGCCAUGAACUCAUCCAUAUCUCCGACUGGCUGCCAACGCUGGUGCACCUUGCUGGAGGAGAUACCAAUGGCACUAAGCCUUUGGAUGGCUUUGAUGUUUGGAGCACUAUCAGUGAAGGAAGACCUUCUCCCAGAGUGGAACUACUCCAUAACAUAGACCCCAUGUUUGUGGAUGACUUCCCAUGUCUUGGCAUUGAAAAGAGGACAUCUUUACCAGAGAGCAAUUCUUCUCCAUGGGAUGAUACACUUUUCAAUAUAUCCAUACAUGCAGCAAUAAGACAUGGAAAAUGGAAGUUACUAACUGGAUAUCCAGGCUGCAGUCAUUGGUUCCCUCCACCGUCUUUGUUCAAUGAGUCACAGAUUCAGUCGUCUGAUCCAUCAACAAAGAGACUUUGGCUGUUUGAUAUUGUUCAUGACCCUGAAGAGAAAUAUGAUGUGUCUGAAAAAUACCCUCAUGUGGUGGAAAAACUACUCUCACGGCUUCAGUAUUAUCACAAACGUUCAGUGCCUGUAUUCUACCCUGAUGAGGAUCCCAACUGUGAUCCAGCAGCAACUGGGGCUUGGGGUCCAUGGGCAUAGUGCACACAAUGCAUCCUGCAAAAAAAAAAAAACAACAACACUGUAGCAGGGUCUGGUUUAUGGACUAAGAGUCCCAGUCACGUAUUUUGUACUUUCUUUAAUGACCUGUUGUUAAUUAUGAGCUUAUUCUUUGAACAAUUCAGUAUUUCUUAUUCUUGAUAUGUUGGGGAUCUUAUUUCAGUCUUUUCCCUCGCCCUCAUUCCCAAAAAUUGUAUGUGAAAUGUUAGUAAAAUUAUAUAUAUAUAUAUAUUUCAUAUUCUUUGCCUGGAAUAUACUUUUAGUGCAGAAGAUAAACAUUGCCUCCUUCCUUGAAAAAAACUAAAAGGAAUUUAAUUCUUUGUGAGGAGUCAUGGCAGCAGGGACACCUAAAAUUAAUCUGUCUUGUGGAGUAUACUGAAUUCUGGUUUCAUGUUUGUACAGAAGACAAAUUCCACUGAAAGGUAUUGUAUAUCCAUAUUGGCAUAAAAGUUUUUGCCUUUAACAUGUGCUUCUAUCCAGAAAAAGGAAGAGUAAAAAAUGAAAACCUCACAAAUACAACAAAAUUUCUAUUUCCUGUUCACUCUUAAUUUAUCAAAGCAGAGUAGAGAGUGAUGAUCAACUGGAGUGCAGGGCUGUCAGGUAGAAAAAAUAGGUGAAUAAAGAUUUAAUGGAUUUCAACAACGGCAGAGUCCUCCACUUGGGGUGGGACAGCUGCAUUCAGGAGUACAUGCUGGGCCAUGACCAGAUGGAAAGCAUUUUCAUGGGGAAAAAUCUAGGCAUCCUUCUGGACAAGAGUUGCCAUUUCUUCUGAGGUGAAGAAAACCAACCACAUGUUGUUCCAUAUGAGCAAGAAUGUAGCCAGCUGCUAGGGACAGUCUUAAUUCCCUUCUAUGAGCACUAGAGCAUAGAAUCACAUUUUGAGCUUCCCUAUACAGGAAAAGUAUUGACCAGCUGGAGUUAGUUCAUUGGAGAGAACUAUGAAUAUGAUCAUGGGGAGGAUAAAGAAAUGGGUUAGUUUAUGCUGGUGAAAAUGGUGAGAGCUAUCUUCAGCUACCCAAUGUGACAGCCUAGAGAAGAGGAAGCCGGACUCUUCUCAGGGAUGCACAAAGAUGAAAAGCACACAGGGAGCACGUGGAGUUCCAGUGCAAUAUAAGGAAAGGAAAAAAAAAAAAAAAAUCACAUCAUGAGUUUAAUUAAAUAUGGGAAAUGUGAGACUAUGGCAAUCCUAAUCCUGAGGAUAUUCAGUCUUUGGUUGGAAAAGAUUCUGAACAAUUCUAUCCUUGAAGCUGGAUUAAAUUUGAAGUUGACCUGAUUUGGCAGAGGUGGUGAGGAACAACCAGUGACCUCCAAAAGCCCCUUUCUGCAGGAAUUACACAACGACUCUGUGAUGAACAAAACCUUACUUUUAUUACCUGCCUGGCAAGUACCCUGUCUUUAUUACCAUCCUGGAGUCUGUUUUCAUCCUGAAGUGGGCUCUGAGCCAUGAAGAAGCCAAGCCAAGAAACAUUUCGCAGUUACUCAUCGAAUUGAUGCAAGAUAACCUGCCAGCUUUCUGUUAGUGUCUCAAACCCUGAGUUCUGGUACUGCUUCUCAGUGUCCUUGGCUAAGUUCUCAGGAUCCAGAGCUCAGUCUGUCAUCAUCUCCAGAAAGCAGGAAUCUAAUUGCCUUUUUCCUGGCUGCAGGACCAGUUCAUUAUAAAUUGCACUAAAAUUUUGCACAACUUCCCAGUUUUCUCUUGGGAGACUUGUGCUAAUUGUUAGCAAACAGAUUAAUGAUGAGAAAGGCUUGACAAAAUCUGUGCAUUAAAAAAAAAAAAAAAAGAAGAGUCCAAAAAAAAGAUGAGACGAGAAAACUGAAAAUGCAUAUGCUUUCUAAUACAUCUGAUUCUCCACUACACUGUCUUAAAUCUAAACUUAAAUGCCUGUCGUUUCUACCUUUGGUGAUUUUUCUAUGAGUAGAAGGGAAGCUAAAGCUCUCCAGAAGCCUCUUCAGCUUUUUAGCUUUCUCCCAAAGAGCUUUAUGUUUCUCUCGCUUCUUUGUCACUUCUGAUCCUUUAUGUCAGGUGAGGUUUUUUUGUAUUCUAUUUUGUUCCCUAUCUUUAGCCUUGAAGACAAGGAGGAAAGAAAAGCAGCUUCAGAGAUUCAUAUCAUAGACAAUAUAUUUUCUCUGUAGUUUAAUUACUUUAAUUUGAUGUAUUCCUAUGGAAUCCUGUUUCAGACCAAGUUUUAAUUUCCUUCUCCAUUCAUCCAUCAGUGGCUGAAAACAAAUGGUUGCAGCAGGAUAUGACUGAGCAAGCUCUUCAGAUUGUUCCUCACUUUCUAAACAAUUGCUCAGAGCCUCAAAAACCAGUUUCCCUUAGGUUGCACCAACCUUUCCAUUGAGGCCCUUGGGCAUAAUUUCCAGCCUUACAGUAUCUCCUAAGCUGUUGGUAUUCACACAAUCAUGCAUUUCCACAGCUUAUCUAGACACUGGGAGAAUCGCCUGAUUGUUACUUGCCUCCAGGUAAUUUAUAUUUUCAUUAGUUAAACAUACCUGCUGUGACAGAAGCUCCUACUAUAUUAUAGUUAGCAACUUUCAUAUGAACUAAUAAAAUAUUAAAUUAAAAAAUAUUAUAUGUUCUGUAGAAGUAGUCUCCAAACUGGUACCUGAUAGUAUCUCCUUCCAUUUCAUGAAACGCAUUUAGGCUUUUCUUUCUGUCAUGUGGCUCUUCACUGAGUUUCUACUCAGGUUUUAGCUGACAUGCAGCUCAUACAAAGACCUGAUGUUGUUGGGACCAGCGCUGUGAAAUCCAAGUGACAGCAACACGUAGCAGCAGCGCAGAAAUUGCUCGGGUCAUUACAAAGCCAUUACUUGUCUGCUGCAGACAUAAUCCUUCCUACUGAUCAUCACUUCCUUUCCAAUCCACUAGCUUGUGGCAAUUGUGUAGGCAAAACUUUAAAGCUGGAAGUUGUAAAUACGACAGCUUGCCUCAAAACACCUUUGAAGCAUAUCCAGCAAUCAGCCAGUCUGCUGAAGUUUUCAUGCUUCCUGAUGGGUUACGUGUCCCGCACUGUGAUGGAGGAGAAAGGAUGAGCACUCUCAUCAGCAGCUCUGGGAGUAUUUUGCUUAUAACUCGGAAAUUAUGACUUACACCUAACUUGUGUGUUAAAAAUCUCAUUAAUUAAGGAAUGAAUUAUUGAAUUCCCGUGUUAGACUUGUUUGUAUGAUGGGGAUUGAGCCUUUGUUUGAUGUGUGAAUUUGUUUCCUUUCCUAAUGAGCUCAUAAAAUAAUUUCCAGACCCUGUUGUCCUGUAAAUUAGAGCGAUCCAAUUGGACUAGGACAAUUUUGGCUUCAGAGCACAACAGCAUUUCACUUUUGAGCUUUUGAAGAUUCUUUAUGAUAACUGAGGCACAGGCUCUGUUAUUUGCUGAUCCCAUCAAGGCAGGGAAAAUGUAAGCAACAAAACCUUUUUGUAAGCUAUUGCCUCACGUUGACAAAGCUCGUAUCUUCCUUCAGAGACCCCAGAAAAACCCUAAUUGCAGUUCCUUUUUCUAAUUGUUGCCAUCAUUUUAUUUUCUACUGAUACAAUGAUUUAUGUUACUUUAUAGCUUAUGUGUUUAGUGUAGCUGUGAGUUUCAUAUUGUAAUUGUAGCAUGCAGUUAGUAACGUAGUUUCAAGUAUGAGAGUCUGAAAGUGUAGAGUGUUAAAUUACCUUUUGUGACCUUUAGAUUUACUGUUUUUGUAUGUGUCAUAAUGAUACAUGUUGUCCUUCAAAUGUCUUUUUGAGCUAAAUCAUCCAAAGAGCAGAAGUUCCAUUAGUUCUUAUUCAUCCAGAAUGCUUUGGUAUUGUUUAUUUGUGCAAUCAAAUGCAAAUGGAGAUGUUGACAGCCAUUCCCCAGUAUGUAAGGCAGGUAGAUCCAAGGAAUUUAUGUUAUCCUCACUCCUUUUCCGUAGUACAUAUUUAUUUACUGCCGUAUACACACAUGCAGACCUGUAAGAUUAGAAAGCUAACUGUUCUCAGUCAAUGUCACAUAUGACAUUUUAGUUUAUAGCAGGCUUACAAGAUGUGGUUUUUGCAAUAAUGAGGGACUGGGCUUGAGGGUGGGGGAAAUUUCUGCCCAACGUUCCUGUGUGUCCUUCAGCAUUAACACUGGUAUUACAUGAGGAAAGAUCAUGUCUUACCUGCAGAAGUGGAAACCUCUGUUGAUAAUAUUUUUAACUGGGUUUUUUAAUGCUUUUCCAUUAUGCUUUUCAUGGGGGGAAAAAAAAAAUCACAUAAAUUGUAAGAGCUCAAGUAAUUAAUGGCAUUGACUCCCAUCAAUGUCAGCUUCUUGGCUAAAGUUAGAAAAGAUUUUAAAAAUUCUGAUUUUGAUUUUAGAGGUAAGCAGGCUUUUAUGCGUUCUCUUUUCUCUGUGUCCUGCAAUCUGCAUGUUAAUGUCUUGCUGAUAUUCUAAUUUAUAUAUUUAAUUUACUAGGAAGUGACUGUGACAUAUCAUUGUCUCACACAGGUAUUCAAUUCACCCUCUAUUUUCUCUUGUUAUAUUUUAUAAUGCAAAGAUUCAUUAUUUUCUCAGCUACAAUAGACUAUUUUUUUUCCAAUUAUUUUCCAUGGGUGGUCCUUCAUAAAACAUUUUAAUUGAACGGUGUUAGGGAAAAUAAACAUCUGGCUGACACGUUUAGAUUGGCAUCUGCAAAGAGUUUUGUACUGUUGUUUCGAAAUGGAAAAUAGAGAAUUCUUU
Molecule: messenger RNA, 6272 nt
Organism: Hirundo rustica (Barn swallow)
Lineage: Eukaryota; Metazoa; Chordata; Aves; Passeriformes; Hirundinidae
Gene: ARSB
Product: arylsulfatase B
Exons: 8
Coding region: 1-1575 (524 amino acids)
Source: RefSeq, a predicted model, not a curated record